Molecule: messenger RNA, 459 nt
Organism: Enterobius vermicularis (human pinworm)
Lineage: Eukaryota; Metazoa; Nematoda; Chromadorea; Rhabditida; Oxyuridae
Source: the annotation of a GenBank genome assembly
AUGUCUGAAAAUGACUACCGAAGUAUCAUUCUUUACGCGAAAAAAGACUGGAAUCUUACUUACGAUGCUCAAGGCAACCUUUCAGACGAGGAUAUCGCAUAUGCGCUUAUCGGCCAGAUGGAACAGUUGAUGGCCGAUCAACCAGUUGUUUAUGUAGCCACCGUAAUUAAUAUAACGAUAUUGAUGAUUGCAGUAUUAAUCGGGAUUCCGGCUAAUAUAUAUGUUCUUGUUCGGAUGACAAAACUUGCCAGUUAUGAAAAUGAAGAUGGAGAUGAUGAUGAUUAUAAUAAUGUUGUUGUUGGUGAGACGACAAAAAUUUCUUCAAUUUUUUUUAUUCGUCAUAAUGAAUGUAUCAUUUGCAAUUUGAUUACGAAUUACGAUCAAAAAAAAAAGGAACUUUGCCGAUGCAAUUUUGCACUUGAAUUUGCUGCCAAAGCACUAAUGAUCGCUAAAGCCUAA